Molecule: messenger RNA, 585 nt
Organism: Indicator indicator
Lineage: Eukaryota; Metazoa; Chordata; Aves; Piciformes; Indicatoridae
Product: olfactory receptor 14A16-like
Exons: 1
Coding region: 1-585 (194 amino acids)
Biological process (GO): G protein-coupled receptor signaling pathway
Cellular component (GO): membrane
Molecular function (GO): olfactory receptor activity
Source: RefSeq, a predicted model, not a curated record
AUGUCCUACGAUCGCUACAUUGCCAUCUGCAGACCCCUGCACUAUGAGACACUCCUGGGCAGCAAACUUUGUGUCUAUCUGGCAGCAGCUGCCUGGGCCUGUGGGGUUCUCAAUUCUCUCCUGCACACAGCCAAUACAUUUCCCCUGUCCCUCUGCCAGGGCAAUGCUGUGCACCAGCUCUUCUGUGAAAUCCCCCACAUCCUCAAGCUCUCCUGCUCCACAUCCUACCUCAGGGAACUUUGGCUUCUUGUGGUCACUGCCUGUUUGCCAUUUGUCUGUUUUGUGUUCAUUGUGGUGUCCUAUGUGCAGAUCUUCAGGGCAGUGCUGAGGAUCCCCUCUCAGCAGGGACGCCACAAAGCCUUUGCCACCUGCCUGCCUCACCUGGCUGUGCUCUCCCUGUUUAUUACUACUGGUUUCUUUGCCCAUCUGAAGCCCUCCUCCAUCUCCUCCCCAUCCCUCAAUCUGGUGGUGUCAGUUCUGUACUCAGUGGUACCUCCAGCAGUGAACCCUCUCAUCUACAGCCUGAGGAACCAGGAACUGAAGGCUGUCCUGAGCAAACUGCUCCCUGGUUGCUUUCAGAAGUAA